AUGUCUUUCGGAGGCCAAACACCGACCAUCAUUGUCCUGAAAGAGGGCACGGAUACCUCGCAGGGCAAGCCCCAGAUCAUCUCCAACAUCAACGCCUGCCUUGCCGUCCAGGCCACCAUCAAGUCGACACUCGGACCCUAUGGCGGUGACCUAUUAAUGGUGGAUGCCAACGGCAAGCAGACAAUCACAAACGAUGGCGCCACCGUCAUGAAGCUCCUCGACAUUGUCCACCCUGCUGCGCGAAUCCUCGUCGACAUUGCCCGGUCACAAGAUGCCGAAGUUGGUGACGGCACCACCUCGGUCGUCGUGCUUGCUGGCGAGAUCCUCAAGGAGGUCAAGGAACAUGUCGAACAGGGUGUCAGCUCACAGAUCAUCAUCAAGGGCCUCAGGAGGGCCUCCACCAUGGCCGUCAACAAGAUCAAGGAGAUUGCCAUCAACACCACCGAGUCCAAUCGCCGCGAGACCCUGAGCAAGCUGGCCGCCACCGCCAUGACCAGCAAGCUCAUCAAGAGAAACACCGACUUCUUCACAGAGAUGGUUGUCGAUGCCGUCCUCUCCCUCGACCAAGAAGACCUCAACGAAAAGUUAAUAGGCAUCAAGAAGAUCCCCGGCGGCUCCCUGACCGACUCGCUCUUCGUCAACGGUGUCGCCUUCAAAAAGACCUUCUCGUACGCCGGUUUCGAGCAACAGCCCAAGUCGUUCAAGAAUCCCAAGAUCUGCUGCCUCAACGUCGAGCUUGAGCUCAAGGCCGAGAAGGACAACGCCGAGGUGCGCGUCGAGCAGGUUUCCGAGUACCAGGCCAUUGUCGACGCCGAGUGGCAAAUUAUCUACAAGAAGCUCGAGGCCGUGUACGCGACAGGCGCCAAGGUGGUGUUGUCCAAGCUGCCCAUCGGCGAUUUGGCCACCCAGUACUUUGCCGACCGCGACAUCUUCUGCGCCGGCCGUGUCACCUCGGAGGAUAUGGAGCGCGUCGUCCAGGCCACCGGCGCCACCGUCCAGAGCACCUGCUCCGACAUCCUGCCCGAGCACCUGGGCACCUGCGGCACCUUUGAGGAGCGCCAGAUCGGCGGCGAGCGCUUCAACUUCUUCGAGGACUGCCCGUCGGCCAAGACGUGCACGCUCGUCCUGCGCGGCGGCGCCGAGCAGUUCAUCGCCGAGGUUGAGCGCUCCCUGCACGACGCCAUCAUGAUCGUCAAGCGCGCCAUUCGCAACAAGACCAUUGUCGGUGGUGGCGGUGCCGUCGAGAUGGAGGUUUCCGCCUACCUGCACCGCUUCGCCGAUCGCGACGUUGCCCACAAGCAGCAGGCCAUCAUCAAGUCCUUCGCCAAGGCCCUGGAGAUCAUUCCCCGUCAGCUCUGCGACAACGCCGGCUUUGACGCCACCGACAUUCUCAACAAGCUCCGCGUCGAGCACCGCAAGGGCAACACGUGGGCUGGUGUCGACUUUACGAACGAGGGCGUCUGCGACAUGAUGGAGCGUUUCGUCUGGGAGCCUGCGCUCAUCAAGAUCAACGCCCUCCAGGCGGCCACGGAGGCCGCUUGCCUGAUUCUCGGUGUGGAUGAGACUAUCAGGAACGAGGAGAGCCAGGCGCCACAGGCUCCUGGCCAGAAACUGCCGCCCGGUGCGGCCCAGAGGGCUUUGCGGGGAAGAGGCCGUGGCAUGCCUAGGCGGUAGAUGGGGGCGGACAAAAGAGAAGUCAUGUCAAGUUAAAGAUGAUAACAAAACGUAAUUUAGAUGGCAUAGUGUGGGAAUAUACCUGUACGAAGAUUCUGUCAAGCUGUUUUUGGGCAUUUGUCGGCGGUUGGCUGAUUCAGGUGACAUGAUGGGCCCGCUGCCCGGUGCUGACCAUGGGCUAUUCUAGUGCAUUUCU
Neurospora tetrasperma FGSC 2508 is the source of this 1870-nucleotide messenger RNA. RefSeq names its product T-complex protein 1 subunit eta. Gene Ontology annotation, cellular component: chaperonin-containing T-complex. The coding region runs from base 1 to 1674 and encodes 557 amino acids. Lineage: Eukaryota; Fungi; Ascomycota; Sordariomycetes; Sordariales; Sordariaceae. Gene Ontology annotation, biological process: protein folding. The transcript has 3 exons. The record is from RefSeq and is a predicted model, not a curated record. Gene Ontology annotation, molecular function: ATP binding; ATP-dependent protein folding chaperone; ATP hydrolysis activity.